Messenger RNA from Mobula hypostoma (lesser devil ray), 3006 nucleotides. RefSeq names its product tribbles pseudokinase 3 (gene trib3). Gene Ontology annotation, biological process: regulation of MAP kinase activity; protein phosphorylation; positive regulation of proteasomal ubiquitin-dependent protein catabolic process. Gene Ontology annotation, cellular component: nucleus. NCBI's taxonomy places the organism in Eukaryota, Metazoa, Chordata, Chondrichthyes, Myliobatiformes, Myliobatidae. The record is from RefSeq and is a predicted model, not a curated record. Gene Ontology annotation, molecular function: ATP binding; protein kinase activity; mitogen-activated protein kinase kinase binding. The coding region runs from base 495 to 1535 and encodes 346 amino acids. The transcript has 4 exons.
AGCCAGCUCAGAGCGAGAGUGAAAGCGCGUAGCUCAGUAAUGGUUCACCAAGAUUACAGUAGCCUUACGUUAUAAACUCGUCUGGUAGCUGAUUCCUUUAGUAUUAGCUACAGGAUCCUCCUUAGAGUCAGAGGAUACUUCUGAAGACUUGAAACAACUUUGAGUUUGUUUUGUACCUCUUUAAUGGAAGUUUUUUAAACAGUUUUUUUGCAUUUGGAAUUGACUAUCUACGGGAAAAUUAUCAGGAAUUCUGCCUUAUAACUGGACAUGCUGCUCGCGACUGGAUCCGGACCUUACUCCCGGGAUUUCGUGCCGUUGUGAACCACACUUGGGGAAUUUGGAGACGAAAGGGACAAAGUAGUCUCUGCCACUCAGGGAGUCUGCAUUAUCCGGCAGACAGGGAAAGAGAAGACGUAAAAAAAAGCGAAGGGGCAUUCUUUAUCGCUGCCGCAGCCUAGUCGGCGCUUGAUAACACGAAGUAACCGCAGAUCCCGAUGAGUGUGAACGCCCAGACAUCACUGCCUUCUCACCAGGCCCGGCUGAAGAGAUUAGACUUUGACGACUCGGAUGACCCAGACCUUCCCAAAUGCAAGCGGGCACGUUUGAGCCAGCUGUCCAUCCCGGCCCUAUCGCCAUGUCUCGGAUCACCUUCCCCCACACCUUCCUCCUCCACCGAUGACAACAGCGUGUCGCGCAUUGGCCCCUACCUCCUACUCAACCCCACUGAGACUAAUAAUUGCUACCGAGCCAUCCACACUGACACAGAGGAGGAGUAUAUCUGUAAGGUCUACGCCAUGAAGCACUACAGCGAGGUGAUAGCGCCGUACGCCCGCCUCCCGCCUCACCCCCACGUGGGCCAGAUGGCCGAGGUGAUCGCGGGCGACCGGGAGGCCUACGUGCUGUUCCUGCGGGGCCACGGCGACAUGCACUCCUAUGUGAGGACCUGCAAGCGGGUUCAGGAGGAGGAAGCAGCCGCACUUUUCCAGCAGAUGGUCCAGGCAGUAGCCCACUGCCACCGCCAUGGCGUCGUCCUCCGAGACCUCAAGCUGCGGAAGUUCGUCUUCACCGACAGGCGGAGGAACAAGCUGAGGCUGGAGACCCUGGAGGAUUCCUGUCUCCUGAAGGGGGAAGAUGACUCCCUGAUGGACAAACACGGCUGCCCUGCCUAUGUUGGUCCAGAGAUCCUCAAUGGCAAGCAGUCGUACUCAGGGAAGGCUGCUGAUAUCUGGAGCCUGGGCGUGGUGCUGUACACUAUGCUGGUGGGCCGUUACCCGUUCCAGGACACCGAACCAGCCGCCCUGUUCAAUAAGAUCCGACGAGGACUGUUCACCAUUCCAGAGAGCCUCUCCCCCAAAGCCAGGUGCCUUAUCCGGUGUCUCCUGCGGCGCGACCCAGCUGAUAGACUGACGGCCAGCGAGAUCCUGGACCACCCCUGGUUCAAUUCCAACUUCAACGUCCCCUGCAACCCCAACUUGGCCCCACUGACAGAUCAGCUGGUCCCAGAUGUUUACAGUGGGGACCUGAACGAUUUGUAGAGGAUUUUUUUAUUAUGAUCGACAGACAAAGAUAUUUACAAAAGAGAGUCACGUUUUGCCUCCGUUGACUGUGAAAUGGAUAGAUAUUUCAAACUUAACGUCUGUGGGGUGCUCUGAAGGGGGUGUCUAACCACAGGGUAUCAGGUAUACCCGUAAUCACAGGUGGGGUGUCUUCUCAGCAGAGGCAUUUGUAGGUGUUGGACGGGGCAGGGUGUGCAGUUGAUACUCUACCCCUUCCAAAGUUUUUCCUAAGAGGACAGACGGGUGGGAACCUCUAGAAGAUGCUAACAGGAUUAGCAGAGAUCCCCACUGAAAAUAAUCGCUGAGGGAGAGGUGAGAUGUGAUUUAAAACCAUUAGCUGGUAGUCCAUUCUAUCACCUGGUAGAGGUAGUAGCUGUGAGUUGCAUUGUGCCCUUACCAGGUUAAAACCGGACAAUCAAAGUCCUUAUUAAUUCUGCACUCUUAAGAGACUUGGGGCAGGACGUGAGGCUGUCUGCUGCCAUGAUGUGAUUUCUCCAAUCUCCCGCCAGCCAAAAGCAAGUUGCCCAGGUGGUGAAUGUGAAGGAAGAAGGAGCUGCUCUGAACUCAGCCCUUCUCAUCGCACAAAACUGAAGGAUUCUUGAGGCGCAGCCAGACUGCUUUGUGAGUACCGUGCCACCUUGCAGUUACGGCGUGCUGUUCCGGGAAUCAUGCAGACACUCGAUACUUGAUUACUUUUGAAGCCUCUUCAGUGUUUACAGACCAGAAUGCAGAGUGUUUGAGUCUCCGUUGUAGUGGCAACUGCUGUAAAAGGAGUGGACGUCAAACCCAUGCUGUCUUUUGAUUAACUCGCAGCUUGUGGAACAUACACAAAGAACCCCUGUGUUAGGCUGCCCAUUCUGCUUUUGGCAAUUCCGGUCGGUGGUCACUUGGUGUCCUCCUGCUUGUAACACUCUCAGUCAACGUACAUUUGGGUGGCAGCAACCCUCUCUAGAAGCGAGCUGAUGCCUCCCUUGUGGGCAUUGAACUGGCCAAGGCGUUAGUCAACAUGUGUUCCACCACAGAACAAGCGGCCAAACCUACUUCAGUCCUGACUUGCCAAAAAUAAAGUGUAGAUAAUACUUUUCUGCGGCGGCCCUUUGUGGAGACAGUGGGCUGGGUGAGUCUGUCAGUGAGGACUGAUGUCAGCCUUCUUAUUCCUAAACAGACUGUGCACCAUAAUGGCCAAAAACCACAAAUGACGGGACGGAAUCUUUUGCAGGUUUUUUUUGUACAGGAUAUUACUGAUGACAAGUUGUAAAUGUUGGUAAAAUGCACACAACAAAAACACUACAUUUUGAAUUAGUGUGUCUAUGAACUGACUGUAUAUUUGUCAAUUUCAAUUAAAAAUGUGUAUUUUUUGUCUGCUGUUUAAUCUCACUUUUUUUUUUAAAAAGAAAAAUUGUCAGCUGACAGACAAAAAUAGCAGUAAAGCUAUUUUUUUCCCGUGAUC